Molecule: messenger RNA, 2238 nt
Organism: Penicillium arizonense
Lineage: Eukaryota; Fungi; Ascomycota; Eurotiomycetes; Eurotiales; Aspergillaceae
Exons: 7
Coding region: 1-2238 (745 amino acids)
Biological process (GO): DNA-templated transcription
Molecular function (GO): DNA binding; zinc ion binding
Source: RefSeq, a predicted model, not a curated record
AUGGACGCGAAGCGCCAAGCGCCUUGGUCCGACGUGCGAUCCGAUGCGAUAAGCGAACACCAUGUUCCAAUUGUCGCAGCUCCAGCAUUGCAUGCCGAUCAACAGGCGAAGGCCAGAAGCCAACAGAGCCCAGACGACGAUGAGAAAAAGAUCGACUUGAUCGAAGAACGUCUGGGGAAUAUCGAGAGAUCUCUUCAGGAGUUAGUUAGGAAUACAUCUCAACCACAGAGUCUUGCUGCGCCGCAACAACGGGAGUCGUAUUAUACUCCUUCUCCGCAAAAUUCAACUCAGUCACAGUCAACAGCUCAGAACAGCGGAAAGUCCAAGCUCCCUCUUUACACAACCAACCCUACACUCGAGCAACAUGAUUCAAGCUCUGGGUUUGAGGGUAGCUCGUCUCUUGCUGCACAUGGGGCAUAUGCGAGCGCGUUCCUUGAGUCGGCUGUUUCGAAGAGCUCGCCGCAGGUUCUGUCCAGUCCAAAGAUUAACGCUGCUCUGUCAUCAUUGAAGCAGAUUGUCAGUAUCCAAAACCAGCGCCGAGAGGCCGAUAUGCAGGGGGAUCAAGCUUCUACCAAGAGAGCGAGGCUAGGUGUGAGGUGUGAUAUUCGUGACCUGGAGAUGCCACCCUUGCCAUUGGUUCUAAGGAUGCUACGGCAGAUCAAAGAGAAUCCACCUGCCUGCUUUGGUGGUUAUGUCCCUUUCCUCCGCGUGGAUUAUUUUACCGAAAAGUGCCGCGAAGUGUAUUUCUGUACAGAUGAUUACUCGGAUGCGGCAUUUGUUAUAUCCAACUUUGGUAUAUACAGCAUCUUCUACGAACUCGGUAGCACAGAUCCGGACCCUAAUUUGCGAGAGGAGUAUCUGAGCUACAUCGAGACGUGCCGCAACAAUUUGGAGACAGCGCUUGCUAAUUUGAAUAUCCUGAUGCCGGCAACGCAGGAGUCAAUCAAGGCGUUAGCCGUAGGUGCUAUGCACGCACUGGAGAUCUCGAAACCAUCUGUCGGCUGGACCCUAGCGUCAACAGCCAUGCAUUUAUGCCAAACACUUGGAUAUCACCGAUUCUCAUCAAUGGAGCAUGAUCCACCACCAAUCCAAAGACAAAAGCAAGUUCUCUUCUGGUCCGUCUAUACAGUACUGAACAUGAUGUCUCUGCGCCUGGGGCGCGCCUCCUCCAUUCAAAACUACGACAUCAGCCUUCCAGCACCAGUUGUCAACCCCGAUAUCCCCAGCCCGUGGGGUGGCGUCUGUGUAUGGUGGACCAGAUCGGCCAUCAUCCAGAGUAACGUCUAUCGACUACUAUAUAGCCCAGAGGCGCUGCAGCAACCAGAAAGUGACCGAGUCGCACAUGCAUACCGACUAGCUGCUGAGAUGCAGGAGACUGUUAUGGAGCCUUUUGAGAUUUUCAUGUCAUCUGGUCUCAAAAUUUCCGAUAUCGAUCUCAUAUACCUCCAAACCGACAAGAUUAGCCGCCUGUCUAUCCUAACUCUGAUAUACCGAGCAAUUCCCGCGUCAGAUGGACCCGGUCCCGGCACUACCUUCAUACCAGAAUGUAUCAAGACAGCCCGGGAAGCAUUAGAAACCCAUCGGCAAUGCGUCGCCACUCUCAACGAGACGCCCGAUUUCAUGAAAAUCUCUUACAUGCACUGGGCCGUCCUCCUCUCCCCUUUCGUCCCAUUCAUAGUAAUAUUAUGCAACGUAAUAGCAACCUCCAACCAAGCCGAUCUCACCCAACUAGAAGAUUUCAUCGCCUCCCUACGCCCCCUCUGCUCAUACUCGCCGUCAAUUGAUAGACUACACACCCUCUGUUCGGUCCUCGGCACCGUCGCCCGCCUCUACUUCGAAGCGAAUACCCGUCAAUCAAACGAAGACCUGAGUCUUGCGGAGGUUGGGCAGGAAUUUGAUGUUUAUUUAAGUGCUCUGGGUCUUGCACCUACUAAUACUAUGAGUGGCAGUGGAGUGGGGAGUGGGAGUGGUAAUGUUCAGGCGGAGAGUUCGAGUUCGAAUUCGAACUCGCAGGGGUAUUUCCAGGCGGAUAUUCCUUCUGUGCAUGUUAGUUCUGCUGAGGUGCCGCAACAGUCGCAGCAGGGGCAUCAGACCGGGUUCCCGUAUCAUAAUCAGGGCCAUGAGCCUGCUACGGCAGAGAUGGCGCAGGCCGCUCAGUUGGGGAAUUGGUUUUGGGGAAAUCAGUACAUGAUGGGGCUUUUAGAAGAGGAUUUAUCACAGUUCAAUCCUGGUUGGUGA